GGGCGCGCGGCUGGCUGGGACUUUUCUCGUGCUGCUCCGCUGGGCGUUCUGCUAUGGCGCGGAAGUCGAAUCUGCCUUUGCGUCUCCUACCGUUGGUGCUGGGCAUCGCCCUGGCGCAGGGCUCCAGCCUCCUGCCGCUGGUCCUCAACACUUGGCCUUUUACGAAUGCAACAGCUGAAGCAUGGCGGACAUUAGAGUCUGGAGGUUCUGCCCUGGAUGCGGUUGAGCAUGGCUGUGCUGUGUGUGAGAGCCAGCAGUGCGGUGGCACAGUGGGCUAUGGAGGAAGUCCCGAUGAACUUGGGGAAACCACCCUGGAUGCCAUGAUCAUGGACGGCACUGCUAUGGAUGUGGGAGCAGUAGGAGACCUCAGAAGAAUUAAAAAUGCAAUUGGAGUGGCUCGGAAAGUCCUGGAGCAUACAACACACACGCUUUUAGUAGGGGAGUCAGCCACCAAGUUUGCUGAAAGCAUGGGUUUUACCAAUGAGAAUUUAUCUACCAGUGCCUCAAAAGCUCUUCAUUCAGACUGGCUUGCUCGGAAUUGCCAGCCAAAUUAUUGGAGAAAAGUUAUACCAGAUCCUUCAAAAUACUGUGGACCCUACAAACCAUCUGGUGUCUUGGAGAAGGGCAGUCCUGUUGAAAAAAAAGUGGAUAUCCAUGGUCAUGAUACUAUUGGCAUGGUUGUAAUCCAUAAGACGGGACAUACCGCUGCGGGCACAUCUACAAAUGGUUUAAAAUUCAAAAUACCUGGUCGUGUAGGAGACUCGCCAGUACCUGGAGCUGGGGCCUAUGCUGAUGAUACGGCCGGGGCAGCUGCUGCCACGGGGGAUGGCGACAUACUACUGCGCUUCCUGCCUAGCUACCAAGCUGUAGAAUAUAUGAGAAGAGGAGACAACCCAUUCACAGCUUGCCAGAAAGUGAUUUUAAGAAUUAAGAAGUAUUAUCCGGAAUUCUUUGGGGCUGUGAUAUGUGCCAAUCUGACAGGAAGUUUUGAACAAAACCGUUUACUACUGAGUCAGCCAGACAGGCCAGCAGAGGUACCGUGGCAGUGCUUGGUGCUGCUUGCAACAAACUUCCAACAUUUACUCAAUUUCAUUUCGUGGUUUAUAAUUCUCUACAAAGUCAGCCAAUGGAAGAAAAAGUAGACUGCAUCUAAUCCCUCUUGUCCAUUAGCAUGUGCGUUUAAAGAGGAAAGGAAGUAGGGCUGGGAAAGUUGCUCACCGACAUCAUGUAGUGGUCUUCAUUUAUUUCAAGUUCUUGUGUGACUUAAGCGCAAAAAUAAAUUAUGCUGCAGUGA
Molecule: messenger RNA, 1294 nt
Organism: Microtus oregoni (creeping vole)
Lineage: Eukaryota; Metazoa; Chordata; Mammalia; Rodentia; Cricetidae
Gene: Aga
Product: aspartylglucosaminidase
Exons: 10
Coding region: 54-1142 (362 amino acids)
Biological process (GO): protein deglycosylation
Cellular component (GO): lysosome
Molecular function (GO): N4-(beta-N-acetylglucosaminyl)-L-asparaginase activity
Source: RefSeq, a predicted model, not a curated record